Theobroma umbraticum is the source of this 3690-nucleotide messenger RNA. RefSeq names its product Kinase interacting (KIP1-like) family protein (gene NET2D). Lineage: Eukaryota; Viridiplantae; Streptophyta; Magnoliopsida; Malvales; Malvaceae. The record is from RefSeq and is a predicted model, not a curated record. Gene Ontology annotation, molecular function: actin binding.
AAGAAACAAGGCUUUCCAUUGCUUCAACAAUAUAUUCGGCCGAAGUUUGCUCCCCUCCAUGAUCCUAUAACAAAUACAGAAGACACAGAUUUCUUUGUUGCACGUUUCCUUGUCAAAACUAAGACUUUUUUUUUCCUUCUGCUUCUUGUUCUUUUUCCUUUCUCUUCCCUUCUCUUAUUCCUUAUUGGCUUCCAUGUCUUCUCUUUGUUUUAUAGAGAGAUAGAUAAGAUACAGAGCUAAAGCUAAAGAGAGAGAGAGAGAGAGAGGUGUAGAGUUUUGUGUGCUUCUGGGGUCUUAACAGAAACAAAGAACAGAGAUUUUUUUUUUUUCUACAUGUUUUUGGUAUUGCGGUUCUUUCAAUAGAGAAGAAAAGGGUGAUAAGGUAAAAAUAUGUUGCAAAGAGCUGCAAGCAAUGCAUAUUCUUGGUGGUGGGCUAGCCACAUCAGAACAAAGCAGUCAAAAUGGCUGGAACAAAACCUCCAAGAUAUGGAGGAAAAAGUAGCUAGCGUGCUUAAGCUCAUUGAAGAAGAUGGAGACUCCUUUGCCAAGAGAGCAGAAAUGUACUACAAAAAGAGGCCAGAACUGAUACAUUUUGUGGAAGAAUCCUACAGAGCUUACCGUUCCUUAGCUGAACGGUAUGACCAUAUAUCAACAGAGCUGCAAAAUGCAAACAACACAAUUGCUUCUGUUUUUCCAGAGCAAGUCCAGUUUGCGAUGGAUGAUGAAGAGGAAGAUGGCUCACCAAAAUUUCCAAAGAAGUCUUCAGAAAACUCAAAAGCCAAUAUCCCCAAGGUUCCGAAGCUUCCUGUCAAAGAUUUAAAGGGUUUAAUAACAUCAGCCACGAAGAAAAUGCAACCUAAGAAAUCAAAAAAAGCCACUGCCACUGCAGUUCCUAAGUCUGGUUUGACCAAGGCUCAGGGACUAGAGGAGAUUGACAGGCUUCAGAAACGAAUUCUCGCAUUGCAGACGGAAAAGGAGUUUGUUAAGAGCUCUUAUGAGAGUGGGCUGGCAAAGUACUGGGAAAUAGAGAAUGAGAUAAAAGAAAUGCAAGAGAGAGUUUGCAGUUUGGGAGAUGAAUUUGGUGAAGGUAGGGUCAUUGAAGAUGAUGAGGCUCGAAAUCUGAUGACGGCAACGGCUUUGAAAUCAUGCAAAGAGACCUUGGAUCAGCUGCAGGAGAAACAGGAGAGAUCAGUCAUAGAAGUAGAAGUGGAGCAGAAAAGGAUCAAAGAUGCCAGGGAUAAGUUGGACUCUCUCAAGAACGCAUUUCUCUUAAACGAAGUCAGUGAGGAAAAGCCAUCUGGUGCAGAUAAAUCAGAAAUAGCAGUACAAAAGUCUAAAAGAUUGGAACAGGAAGUGAGUGACACUACCCAAAAGAAAAAAGGUUUGGAGUCUUUAAGGGAGAAGAUUAAGGAGCACUUUGAAGUUGGCCUUGGUGAAUCUUUGACUGUGACAGAAAUGGCGGAGAAGAUUGAUGAACUUGUGAACAAGGUGAUCAACUUAGAAACUGCAGUCUCUUCUCAGACAGCUCUUAUCCAAAGACUAAGAACAGAGACUGAUGAGCUCCAAGCCCAGAUUCGGACCUUGGAAGAUGAUAAGGCCACGCUGAUUGAUGGAAAAAAAGAUUUGAGGAACAAGCUAAGGGAGAUGGAGGAGAAGUUGCAUGGGAUUCAGGGUUUGAACCAGAGCAUUGAAGACCAAAACAACAACCUCCAAACACAUUUUACUGAAGCUCAUUGUAAUCUUAAUCACCUUUCUGAGAAAAUGCAUAGUGUGCAGCCAGAUGGGGAGCUUGAAAGAGAGAAGAGCUCUUCCGUGGAAGUGAUAUUGUCAAAGGAGAAGAUCAAAGAUAGUGACAAGAAGCCAGAGAAGGUGAAAGCAGGCAAGGAGUUUGAGGUCGCUGAUGCAUCCGGAAGAGAGAACUCUCCAGCUGAAGUCAAAUCCCAAAAAGAGUCUGAAGAACAAGAGAGCAAAAAUCGGAAUCUAAGUGAUGGCUGCAAAAUGCUGCAGAGUGCAAAACCAGAGGAGAUGGUCACAGUCUCAAGUUCUUUACGAAAGGAAGAGGACUCCCUGGUUAAAGUUGAAUCAUCCAAAGGGCCAGAACAAAAAGGAGAAAACGUUGAUCAUGAUGAUGGCUUUACAAUGGGUGGGAAUGCAAAAUUAGAAGGGAAGGAGGAGGUGAAAGUAAAAGAGAGGGAGGAUGCAAAAGAACAUGAUUUGAUUACAAGUUCUGUAGAUGGAGGUGUUAGCCACGAAGAUUCUAAGCCUUCAGAGAAAUGUGAAGACCUGAUGGACAAAGUUGAUGAGCAAGCUUCUUCACAGACAGUGGACACUCUUGCCAAAGUUGAACCAAACGAACAGGAGAGAGGUCAAGAGGAUGAGCCAGACUGGAAGAAGUUGUUCUUGAAAGGUAUGGAAGACAGAGAGAAGAAUCUAUUGACGGAGUAUACCACAAUGCUUCGAAACUACAAGGACACCAAGAAGAAGCUCACGGAAGUGGAGACAAAGAACCAGAAUGGCCUGUUUGAGAUAACAUUGCAGCUAAGGGAACUGAAGAGCACUAACGCCAUGAAAGAUGAAGAGAUUCGGUCCUUACGUCAGAAACUAAGCCUUUACCAAACAGGUCUUGGUGAAAGCAAUACUGAUCAAUAUGUUGAAACUCGAGUAAGUUCUGAGAAAUCAAUAUUGACUGAAACCUCCACAACACCAGAGAAAGAAUUACAAGAAGACCUUGGGGUAAUGCUAAUUAACCAGUCUCAAACUACUUCAGCAAUUGAAGAAAAGUUCCGGAUGAACAUUGAUGAACUGCUAGAGGAGAACUUGGAUUUCUGGUUACGAUUCAGCACAGCAUUCCAUGAGGUACAGAAAUUUGAAACUGCGGUGAAAGACUUAGCUGCUGAGGCAUCAAAACUCGAGGAAAGACAAAAGCAAGAUGGAAGUAGCACUGCAAAAUACUCUCUAAAAUCCGAUGUGCGACCAUUAUACAAACACCUCAGAGAAAUACAGACUGAAUUGACUGUCUGGGUGGAAAAAAGUGUAUUACUAAAAGAAGAACUGAAGAACCGAUUCUCAUCUUUGUGUGACAUUCAGGAAGAAAUAACAAAGGCUUUGAAAGCAAGUGCUGAAGAUGACGACUUCAAGUUCACAAGUUACCAAGCAGCGAAAUUCCAAGGUGAGAUUUUGAACAUGAAACAAGAGAAUAACAAAGUUGCAGAUGAAUUGCAAGCAGGUUUAGAUCAUGUAACAACACUACAGCUUGAAGUUGAUAGAACUCUGGCAAAGUUGACAGAAGAUUGGGGGCUUUCUGGAUCUAGGAGCCGUCAAAGUGGUCAACUGCAACACUCAGAUAGUCGUUCUCGAGUUCCUUUGAGGUCAUUUAUCUUUGGUGUCAAACCAAAGAAGCAAAGGACAUCCAUCUUUUCCUGCGUACACCCCGCACUGAAUCGGAAGUACAAUGGUUUAAGACAAGGACUUGGUAGCACUAGGUAAACUGUUUGGCUGUGCGUGUUAGCUUAUAUUAUAAUGUUUUCUUCCCUCUUCUCAAAGUUGCUUACUUUCCUUUUAGUGAUACUUUCACAGAAGGCAACACUUUUCCUAUUCUCAUUUUGUUUAUGAACUGGAAAAGCAUGUUUUCUGUUGGCAGUAGAUGUUUUAUAGUCUGUAAUUAUCAACGUGAAGGGAAUAUUUUGUUUA